AUGUCGGAUCAACGCGGUUCCUCUCGCCGACACGGCGUCUGGACUCACUGGGUCCCGCUGGUGCUGACCGUCACCGUCGCCACUGUCGGCAUUGCCGCCUGGGCAUGGAGCCAGCGCAGCGACGAUGACGACGAGGUCCCCAGUCGCCCCAACAACGGCGGCGGCAACAACACGGCAUCUUCAUAUGCCCAACAUCAACAAGGCGACCAGCACCUCGAUUACGAGAACGCAGACUAUGGUGACAACCCACCCUACGGCGCUGCGAACCGCAGCCUCGACGUGAAGACGGGCGCCGACGCCCACUCCGAGGGCGUAAGCGGUUGGGGGACUCGCAUGUCGGGCGCAUUGCGUCGCACCCCGAGCCCUCAGCAGUUCCUCGACAGCGCCGGCAAGACGGUUGCAGCUGGCGUCGCCGCGGCCGGUGCCGCCGUCGGGAGUGCCCUCGCAGCCAUCCGCGAGGAGGAUAAGAACGCCUACGCGGACCACGAGACAUGGUCGGAGGAGGCUGACGCCAAGAAGAAGGACAAGGGAUCUUCGUCGAAGCACGGCAGCAAGAAGCGCAAGACCGUCGCUAUAGUCGUGUCUGCUGAUAUGCGUAUGGAUGAAGUCGACGAGGACGGUUUCCACGAGCAUGCUUCCCUGCUAUCACACAUUCCAAAGACCGUCGACUUCUCCAAGAUCAAGCUUUUUGUUCUCAUCUACGCCCCAGGUCUUAAGGAAGCCGGAGCUGACUCUUCAGGCAACCUUCCCCCAUCUCUGAGCUCGUCAUUCUCCAAUAUCAGCCACAACCAGGCCCAAUCACCAAAAGACGAGAAGACGCCCUUACAAGCAGCGACGGCGUCAAGCCCAGCCUUCAACGCAAUUUACAGCCAAGCCCUCGCCCUCGUGGAGAAAGAGACCAUGAUCCUCCCCUUCACGAGCUCGACCGGCUAUAGCCACAUCCUGCGCCACCUCCAACCAGACGUCGUGUACCUCCAAGAGUCCCUGUCGGGCGAGGAGGGCAUCGUCGUCUCGCAAAUGCAGGCCUGGCUCAACAAGGAGAUCAUCCUCGUCGUCGGCGCUGACAGUGGCAGCGGCGGUCUAGCGGACAGUGAGUCCGAGGUGGAGCGGCCCAGUAAGGGCGUCAAGAAGUGGUGGCAGCGCGAGGAGCGCGUAGGCAGGGGAAGGGGCGUCGUCGUCGUGGACGGUAUGCGCGUUACGGACGACUGGAUCAGGAGGGUCCAGGGUCGAGAGUAG
Messenger RNA from Pyricularia pennisetigena, 1236 nucleotides. RefSeq lists its product as uncharacterized. Lineage: Eukaryota; Fungi; Ascomycota; Sordariomycetes; Magnaporthales; Pyriculariaceae. The coding region runs from base 1 to 1236 and encodes 411 amino acids. The record is from RefSeq and is a predicted model, not a curated record. The transcript has 3 exons.